Triplophysa rosa is the source of this 2370-nucleotide messenger RNA. It is a transcript of the gene nif3l1, whose product is annotated as NIF3 NGG1 interacting factor 3-like 1 (S. cerevisiae). Bases 747 to 2183 code for a protein of 478 amino acids. Gene Ontology annotation, cellular component: cytoplasm; mitochondrion. The transcript is spliced from 6 exons. The record is from RefSeq and is a predicted model, not a curated record. Lineage: Eukaryota; Metazoa; Chordata; Actinopteri; Cypriniformes; Nemacheilidae.
UGUAUUCUAGCCAUUCGAAUCUUUUUUUCCUUAGCGUAGUUUUUCUGGAAAGCCUUAACGAUCAUUUGUGUUUUGGAUAGAUUAUGGCGCGCGGUAAUUCUGACACUCUUUUGCUGCUUCAGCAAAGCGCUGUAGCUCGUCCGGAGGUGGCAGUGCAAGAUGCACAUAAGAGAAAAAAAAUUAGACGGGAUGUUUUAGAUAUUGACAAAAUAGUAGCCAACAGGUGUCCAGCAUACAUAUGUAACUCAAUACUUUAGGACGCGCAUCUCGGCGGACAAAGUGAGAAAUCUGAGGGUGACACAACAGAGUAGCGCUACAAAUGAAUGUUUCCAGUAGAUGUACAUUAGGACAUUAGAGACUCAACUUCAAACACUUCAAAUACAAUUUUGACUGCUGAAAAUAACAAAAUACUUUUUUGUUAAUAUUGUACCUUUUUGAGCGAAAACAAGUAGUUAUACUCGCUUUGAGACCAGUAUAGAAUUGCACAUUUAAUUCAAACCUAUUUGCAAAGCACUUUCAACACAAAUAAUUCCACAACAAUUUUGAUUUAAUUCCAAAUGAUUUGAAUAAUUCACAGUUCUUACAGAAAACAAAGCAGGAAAGACAAAAAACAGUAUAUAAAUAAUAGAAAAGUGGUAUCAAAAUACAUGGUAUUAUUUCUGUGGUAAGCAUAACCUAAUAAACAAAUGCGUUUAAAUGAAACGUUCUAAAUUAAAGAGAUAGUUAACGUUAAUAAUUAUAAUUAUAUGACCACCAUGCCAGUAAACUUGAGAGGGGUGGGCUUUUAUUGCAUAGUUCUAACAGUGUUGUCUAAUAGUGUUGUUAAUGUUCAUUGUUUUUUUACAGCUUUUCCUUUGCUCAUGUUUGGCGGAAGUAGGAAACUUUCUGGAAGACUCUUUAAAUUCAGCUGCCUCAACCUUAGCUGUAACAUCUUUAAAACCAACAGGUUUUAUCGCAGUGUAAAGCUUCCUUUUUCACAUCAUUGCUCCUUCCCACUUUCUUCUCGUUCCUUUCUUGCAUCUCCUUUAGAACCGUGUUCUUUCCCGUUUUCCGAACACUCUGUUCGAUCACAUUUUUCUGUGCUCAGGUCAGAUAAAGUUAUUCGAUACUUUUCUUAUUUUACCCAUCCUGCUGGAGAAAUGGAUUUAAAGGCCGUGCUGGAUGUUCUAGAGGAGCUUGCUCCACUGUCAUUGGCUGAAUCGUGGGAUAAUGUUGGCCUGUUGGUGGAGCCCAGCAAACCACGUCCAAUCAAAACAAUCAUGCUGACUAAUGACCUAACAAUGGCUGUCAUGGAUGAAGCUGUGACGAUGAAUUGCGAUCUGAUUAUCUCAUACCACCCACCACUUUUUCGACCUUUCAAGCGCUUGGUUCAGAAGGACUGGAAGCAGCAAUUGGCUGUCAGAGCACUAGAGGGAGGCAUUGCCAUUUUCUCUCCACACACCUCAUGGGAUAGCGUAAUAGGUGGCGUUAAUGAUUGGCUAGUUGGAGGAAUGGGAAGUGGGCAAACAUCCGUAUUAAGUCAAGCUUACACUAGCACCCAACAAAAACACAGACUUGAAUUCUCAAUCUUGAAUGAGGGAGAACUCGAUGGCCUUUUAGAGCAGAUCAAAUGUAUAGAGGGCAAUGAAAGCUUUCAGUUGUCUACAGUAAAAAAUGAGGUUGGAGGGCAGCAGGUGGUCCUAACCUGUGCAAGUUCAGCGCUAACUGGUGUUGCGCAGACUUUGCUUUCAAAUCUACAUGCCAGCAAAUCUCUAAACAUUACACAAGUCCAACAGCCUCCAUUGAUAGGCUGUGGUCAAGGACGACUUCGUGUUCUGGAUGAGCCAGUGUCUGUUGCUGCAGCGGUUCAGAAAAUGAAGACUCACCUUGGUUUACCCCACUUGAGACUGGCUCUGGGGAACCAGAAAACAUUAGACUCUCUGGUGAAGACAGUCGCGGUAUGUGCAGGGUCUGGAGCUUCCGUCGUACAGUGUGUGAAGGCAGACCUUUGCAUCACAGGUGAGAUGUCCCAUCAUGAGGUUCUAGAUGCUGUUGCCAAAGGCACAAGUGUGAUUCUCAGUGACCAUAGCAACAGUGAAAGAGGCUACCUGGUUGUGUUUAAAGAGAAACUGGCUGCAAAACUCAGUCAUGCAGUUAAUAUAGUGGUCUCUGAAAGAGACAGAGAUCCGCUACAGGUAGUGUAAUGUCAUUCAAUAACACAGCCAUUUGGAGUUCAACAUAUGGGACUAUGUAUCUGGAAAUCACGAAUGAUAUUGCCCCUUUUUUGUAUACCUUAAUGAUGUAAAAGGAGAUGUAACAUUGUUUAGCAAACAAUUGCUUUAAAAGUGCUCCCUGCUGUUACAUUUGUAGAAGUAUUGUAAAUGUAAAUAA